Molecule: messenger RNA, 2874 nt
Organism: Scophthalmus maximus (turbot)
Lineage: Eukaryota; Metazoa; Chordata; Actinopteri; Pleuronectiformes; Scophthalmidae
Gene: engase
Product: endo-beta-N-acetylglucosaminidase
Exons: 15
Coding region: 243-2372 (709 amino acids)
Biological process (GO): protein deglycosylation
Cellular component (GO): cytoplasm
Molecular function (GO): mannosyl-glycoprotein endo-beta-N-acetylglucosaminidase activity
Source: RefSeq, a predicted model, not a curated record
CUUCGCUGCUGUCUCUGUCCUCUGUCAGGAUCCUUCAUCCGCUGCCUGUGGUACACGUCAUUUCCCUGCUGGGUGACGACACGGCCGGAGAGCUUUUCACUGGAGAGCUACCAACAGACGCCAGUGUCGUUUGACACUUCUGUAGGUUUUUCCGGUUGAAUGUGACGAAAUGUCACACACAAGUGUGGACGGCAACAAGCGUACCCUGCGGAGGAAACGUAAGGUCGGAGGGGACAACAACGAUGGCGGCGGGAGGAGGGCAAAAGCUGAACCCAGCCGGUACUGUGCUCUGCUGUUCACUUACUUUCGAUAUCCCACGUCAGAAGUUGGAGUCUUGUUUGGAUCAACCGAUGGAUUCAAACAGUAUCCAUGAAGUCGUCAAGUUUAUUCCCUCGCUGCUACCAGCCAACCAUUAUGACGCUGACACCACCGAGCCCAUCAGCUGCGGUCUUCAGACUUUAGAUGAGCUGCUGUCAUGGAAACGAAAUGAGGCAAACCCUUUCAACGCAGCAGUUGUCCCUCUGGCACCUCGGGAGCCUUCUCUGGCCAGUAGUUCACGGAGGACAUUGGUGUCUCACGACAUGAUGGGUGGCUAUCUAGAUGAUCGGUUUGUCCAGGGGACGAGCUCCGAAGCACCGUAUGCCUUCUACCACUGGCAGUACAUUGAUAUUUUCAACUACUUCACACACAAGAUGGUGACUGUUCCUCCUGCUGUGUGGACCAGCGCUGCACAUAAACACGGAGUCGUCGUUUUAGGGACUUUCAUCACAGAGUGGACUGAUGGGUACACGGCGUGUGAGGCCUUCCUGAAAGAGGAGGAGUCAUAUCGGGCAGUAGCAGAUAAACUAGUCCAGAUCAGCCACUACUACGGCUUCGAUGGCUGGCUCAUUAACAUUGAGAAUCCCCUCAGUGAGGUUGCGGUGAAGAACACGCCUUUGUUCCUGCGCUAUCUGACAGACCAGAUGCACGAGCGAGUGUCCGGCAGCCUGGUCCUGUGGUACGACAGUGUGAUCGAGACCGGACGGCUAAAUUGGCAGAAUGAACUCAACCAGUCCAACAAGAUGUUUUUCGAUGCCUGCGAUGGUUUCUUCACCAACUACAACUGGACAGAGCAGCACCUGGAGGGGAUGAAGGAGUACGGUGGGGUCCAAGGCCGCGAGGCUGACGUCUACAUUGGGGUCGACGUGUUCGGCCGAGGCAAUGUGGUAGGAGGAAUGUUCGAAACCAAUAAGGCUCUGGACAUCAUUCGGAAGCACAACUUCUCGGCGGCCAUCUUUGCUCCAGGCUGGGUGUAUGAGUGCCACGCUGAUAAGACCGAAUUCCGCAAGAAUCAGGACAAGUUCUGGGCUCUUCUGUCGGACAACCUGUACGUCCACCGGCCAGCCUCGCCUCUUCCCUUCAUCUCUUCCUUCUGCCAGGGCUUUGGGAAGGCUCUCUACUGGAGAGGAAAGCAUGAGAGGGACAGGAGCUGGUUCAACCUGACAGCCCAGGAGAUCCAGCCCAUGUACUACCGCACGGAGCUGGAGGACCAGGGCUGGCUGAGGAGCCGCGGCUGUCCGGACGACGCCUGGAAUGGAGGCUGCUCUCUGCUGCUUGAGGGCCUCAUCCCCCUCUCUCACACUUCUCCAGUUUCUGCCAAGAUCUUCUCCCUCCAUGUACCCCUGCCCUCCAAGAUCCUGGUGAGCCUCAUCUUUAAGCCAUCUGCCGGGAUCACUGUCUCCCUGGAGCUGAAGACAGCAGAUGCCAGUCUUUGCGACAACCAGGAUGUCAAGCUUACCAGUGUGCGCCCUGAGGUAUUAGACGAGGGACACCAGCUGGUGAGCCAGUUCACCCAGCUGUGCGGAAACUUGAAUCCAGAUGGUUGGACCAUGCGGUGCUUGCAGUCGGAGCUUCGUGGCUGUACUCUCAGAGAGGUUUGUGUCAGCAUCCAGCGGAGGGGAGAGGCUCAGGACACGCCUUUCAGCUGCAGGCUGGGACAGAUCAUGCUCCUUGAUGUGGCAAGUCUGCAGGCACCCCCUGAGCUGGUUCAGGGCUUGUGCAUUUAUGACGUGGUGUGGCUGCGUGGUACCUUGCCCGAGUCCGACUCUCCCUGCCUGCACCUCAACGCCACGCUGCGCUGGGACUACCCGGCCAAGCUCGUGCGCCACUCCAGGGUGUACUGGCGGCGGUUGAGCGGACCGGAUCCCCCAGGUCAGCUGGUUCUGUUGGGACGGGCAUAUUCUAAUCUUUUCAGGGUAACGGAGCUGGCAGUGCCAGAGCCCCCCAGCUUACUGGAGCUGGUGGUGGAGCCAGUGAUGUGGAAGGGCUUCCUGGUCCCAGAGAACCAGUGGGGAAAGAGAAGCCUCAGCUACAACCCGGACGUCACAAAAUGACUUCACGUACAGGAAAUGUUACCAGACCCCCACAUACAUUUUGCUGCAAACAUGCAAAUUUCGGGGCCUGGUUCCAGAACAAAAUUACUCAGAGUGCAUCUGAAUUGAGUGGCGCCACAGUGGUGCAGACACGUAAAACUGAUCUUUGUCAGCCAAAUCUGAUUAUCUCCCCGUUUAUAGACAUCUACAGCUGAUUUUAUUUGGAUGGAACAGUCAUAACAUACAAAUACACAUACUGACAGACUGUAUACCCGUUCGUUGUAAUAGCGAAGCUAUGGGUUUGUGAAACUUUUAUUUUUCUUGGAACCAAAUACGCAGUCAGUGGGAGCGAGCUGCUAAAAUAAGCUGAGCUACUCAUCAGGAAAGCAAAUAUGUAUGUCCCCUGAUAACAUUCCAUCAAGUUGCUUUUGUCUCUUGUUUUCUGCUCAAGCAAACAAACGCUCCUUGAACUCUCAGCUGUGUGUGUGUGUGUGUGUGUGUGUGUAUAUAUAUAUAUAUAUAU